AGAUCCAAGCCCCAGUGCCGAGGCCUCGCCCCCAACGGCUUCCACAACUCCAUCAUGGCCCCAGUGGAGAAGAGCUCCAGCCUUACCUGCAGCCUGCGGGAGCAGAAGCACUCGCAGUGGGAGUUCCCUGACUGGAUCCCAGUGGCACACAGGUGGACGUGUCUCUCUGACAGCGAGGCUGCCCCGUACCUGCCCGCAGAGGAGGAGUCUCCCCUGUUCUCCAUCCAGCGCGAGGGCAUCAAGGACGACGGUGCCUUGUACAGGCUGAACAGGUGUGCAGUGCAUCGCCACGCUGCAGGUGGGCUCCGUCCAGGCUGGUCACGCCCCUGAGUGUGGGCAGUGCUUCAGCCUCUCCUGGAUGCCUUCCAAGCCCCACCAUCACCUGGCAGCAGGCUUUUAUGAUGGCACCGUGGCAGUGUGGAACCUGCUCACCAAAUCCCUGCUGCAGUGCGUGCACCAGCCCGACGCCUCCCUCAAGCUCUACCCUUUCCGCUGCUUCCUGGCCCAUGACCAGGCAGUCCGGAGCAUUGAGUGGUGCAAGGCUGACAGCAACUUCCUGGUGACGGUGGGCAGCGACCGCAAGAUCAAGUUCUGGGACCUGCGGCGGCUCUACGAGCCCAUCAACAGCAUCAAGCGCUUCCUGAGCACCGAGGUGGCCUGGCUGCUGCCCUACAACGGCAUCACCGUGGCCCAGGACAACUGCUACGCCCCGUACGGGCUCUGUGGGAUCCACUACAUCGACGCGGGGUACCUGGGCUUCAAGGCCUAUUUUGUGGCCCCUCGCAAGGGCACCGUGUGGAGCAUCUCUGGCUCGGACUGGCUGAACACGGUGGCUGCAGGUGACAUCACCGGCGAGCUGGUGGCAGCCGUACUGCCUGACCUGGCUGUCAACCCCCUCAACGUCAAGCGCUCCUCGGACCGCAGAUUUCCCGUGUACAAAGCUGACCUGCUGCCGUGCAGCCCUGAGGGGCCCCAGGGCAGCGAGCAGGGCCUGCCCCGGACCCAUCGCUACAGUGAGAUGGCAGCCAGGAGCUACCUGCGCUUCCAGGACACCGACCUGGGGCCAGCUGUGCUGGCAUGGGGCUGUGGGCCCUCUCUGGUGGUGCUGCUUUCCUGAUGGGUGUCUGCUGCAGGGGGACAGCUGCUCCCAGCCGUUCCCUGGGGUGCUCUGGGCCUGGAAGGGUCUGUCUGCACCGUUUGGUCUGAGCUGGGCAGGGCUGAGCUGUGACCCUGUGCAGCCCCUGGGCUCCACCAGCUGGAGCUGUGCUUGUGCUCGCCUCCAUCCCCAGGGAGUGCCCAGUGAGGGCGGGGAGGGCCGGGAGCCGUGGAGUCGCUCACAUUGAGCUGUGUUCAGCUGUGCACAAUAAACGUGGUUGGUUUUGUA
Messenger RNA from Zonotrichia albicollis (white-throated sparrow), 1384 nucleotides. Lineage: Eukaryota; Metazoa; Chordata; Aves; Passeriformes; Passerellidae. The record is from RefSeq and is a predicted model, not a curated record.